GCAAAACAAACAACGUUUCUCGAGCGUCUAAUCCAGCAGGAGGUAUAACUUUCUGAAGACGAAGUGAAAUGUGCCAAUAACUCAAAAUAAAAGAUCGUUGGACAUACAGCUUGCUUAUUUCGCGACGUACACAUCAGCUCUAUUGAAGUAUGGUAUAUCACGUAGUACUUUCAAGGUAAUUCUUAUAAGAAAUUGACAUGUCGGAUAUUUGUUUUCAUCAUGGCCAAAAAUCUUUGGCACGUCGUCGAAUGCAACAAAUUACAAUAAAUGGAUAUGAGUAUAUGUGCUCUAAAGGGUUUCAAAAUGGCAUAUAUGUCAUAUGCAAGUAUAAAAAAAUAAAAAACUGCAAAUUUCGUGGAAAAAUUGUCAACGAUCAGUUAAUCAUUUCUCGUAACCACAAUCACGCGAGUACCAGAAAUGCUGAGUUAAUUUUCAAUUUUGAAAGGUCGUUGUAUGAAGAGGUGAAAAAUCAGCAUUUUAAGUCACUCCGAAUUAUCUACGAUGAAGUUAGUUUAUUACAUCAUGAAGCAGUUGUUCAUGUUUCAUGGGCACAUAUCUAUCCAAAAAUGUUACGAUGGCGACGACAAAUAAGACCUCCCAUACCUACUACUAUAGAACAAUAUAUAAAUAUUAUUGAAAUGCCAGAAUGGAAUGCGUAUACUAGUCAUAAUCAAACAAAUAUCACCGUAACAACUAUUGAAGAUGAAGAUGGUUCUAAAACUAUCAUUUAUGCCGAUUUUGGAUUUUUAAGAUCACUAAAUCAUGUGUCUGAUUUUUUUAUCGACGCAACAUUCAAAGUGAUUCCAAGAAAACCGAUGUUUCGUCAAUUUCUUACAAUUUUAGGAUUAGUCCAAGAUUCUAAUUCGUUGUUGGACAGCAUAUUACUGCUUGUACGAUGUGUGAAGGAAGUAUUACCAAUUAUAUUUGUCAGCCAUGCAAUCAUUGGUUUGGAUGUUCUCGGUGCGUGCAACACAUGCAAGCCCUUCUUGUUCAAAGGCGUGCUGAUCUACUUUGUCCACUUUGUGCCGAUGUUGUCACAUCAUUUGAAAUGA
This is a messenger RNA of Microplitis demolitor, 1052 nucleotides long. RefSeq lists its product as uncharacterized. NCBI's taxonomy places the organism in Eukaryota, Metazoa, Arthropoda, Insecta, Hymenoptera, Braconidae. The transcript has 6 exons. The coding region runs from base 198 to 1052 and encodes 284 amino acids. The record is from RefSeq and is a predicted model, not a curated record.